AUGCCCGCCGACGCCUUGCAGGAUGCCGGCCGCGCGUGCUCCUACGGGAUGACGCUCAACUGGGACAUCAACGACCCGCAGAUGCCUCCGGAGCCAGCCCACUUCGACCACUUCCGGGAGUGGCCCAAUGGCUACGUGCGCUUCAUCUACAGCAGUGACGAGAAGAAGGCGCAGCGCCACCUGAGUGGCUGGGCCAUGCGCAACACCAACAACCACAACGGCCACAUCCUCAAGAAGUCGUGUCUGGGCGUGGUGGUGUGUGUGAGGGCCUGCACCCUGCCGGACGGCUCCUGCCUGCAGCUGCGGCCGGCCAUCUGCGACAAGGCGCGCCUAAAACAGCAGAAGAAAGUGUGCCCCAACUGUCAUUCUGCUUUGGAACUGAUUCCGUGUAGAGGGCACAGUGGAUACCCAGUCACCAAUUUCUGGCGGCUCGAUGGCAAUGCAAUAUUCUUCCAGGCCAAGGGAGUCCAUGAUCACCCCAGACCAGAGAGUAAAGCAGAGACGGAGGCGCGAAGAAGUGCUAUCAAGAGACAGAUGGCCUCUUUUUACCAACCCCAGAAAAAGAGAACUCAAGAAACGGAGGCAGGAGAGAAUCAAGGCAGCGGUGGAUAUAUCAACAACAUCCCUCCGCUGGAAAGUCUGGAACCGUUUGAUAUCCUCACUGACAUGGGCUUCUCAAUCCCAGAACAGUCCUGCCCCUCCUUCCCAACCUCUGAUGCUUACAAAGCGCCUGGUGACCUGGCCGCCUUUCAAGGGGAUGUCAUGCCGCCCUUUCAGAAAUAUCCAAACCCAAGAAUCUAUUUGCCGAGGCCUCCUUACAACUAUGAGUUGGCAGACCCUGGUUAUUCAAGUUCAAGUCCCUAUCCCAUCCUUUAUAAAGAUCCCAGCAGUAUUCCUCCUGACACAGACCGGGCCCGUCUGAAUGCCCGACAAUAUAAUGUCAACUCCUACAGUGGCUAUGAGCGAAGCCUUGAUUUUACCAGUAAGCCACAUGGCUGGAAACCAGCUCUUGGAAAAGCCAGCCUUGGGGAGAGGGCUGAGCAUGGACAGUUCCAGGCUAUGGCCACACACCCUUAUUAUAACCCAGAGCUUCCCUGCGGGUACCUUAGGGCUCCUGCACCAUGCACCCCUGCCUUACAGACGGUGAUCACCACCACCACCAAGGUGUCCUACCAGGCCUACCCGGCCCCUGCCCUGAAAUAUGGUGACAAUGUGCACGAGGGUAAGAGCCUUUUGAGCUGUAACUAUGCUUCUGACAGUGCCCUGAUGUCCGCCUAUCCAGAAACUUUGGACUCUCCAGCUUCUGUCACCAGGGCGGCCUCUCCAGUGGGACCACUUCCUCUGAAACUUCCAGGAGACUGCCAGGUCAUCAGACCCUCUAUGGUUUUUCCUCAAGAGUCGGCUCCUUCCAGGAUGGAUGGAGCAGAGACCUGGGCUAUGUGUCCAUCUGGGUGGGGCUCUGCAGUCAGCUACUCGGAUCGAGCUGGGCUGUUCCUGAGCUAUGACAGCGAGGAUUUUUGAAAGACAGUCCAGGGUGCAACAUUGUGUUGGCGUGCAUGCCGGCGGGGAAGGAGCGAUGACGACUGUCUCUUGUUGACUUGGUAGAAUCAUCGUGCGCAGUAGCGAAAGGAAUAGAGCAGAGAUGAUGCUGAGGAGCUGAGAAAAGGAUGAGCAGGCACAUCGGAGACCA
Tupaia belangeri chinensis (Chinese tree shrew) is the source of this 1690-nucleotide messenger RNA. RefSeq names its product GCM transcription factor 2 (gene GCM2). Gene Ontology annotation, cellular component: nucleus. Gene Ontology annotation, biological process: gliogenesis; regulation of transcription by RNA polymerase II. The coding region runs from base 1 to 1521 and encodes 506 amino acids. The record is from RefSeq and is a predicted model, not a curated record. The transcript has 5 exons. Gene Ontology annotation, molecular function: RNA polymerase II cis-regulatory region sequence-specific DNA binding; DNA-binding transcription activator activity, RNA polymerase II-specific. Lineage: Eukaryota; Metazoa; Chordata; Mammalia; Scandentia; Tupaiidae.